Molecule: messenger RNA, 1247 nt
Organism: Maylandia zebra (zebra mbuna)
Lineage: Eukaryota; Metazoa; Chordata; Actinopteri; Cichliformes; Cichlidae
Biological process (GO): acylglycerol homeostasis; phospholipid efflux; cholesterol metabolic process
Cellular component (GO): low-density lipoprotein particle; chylomicron; very-low-density lipoprotein particle
Molecular function (GO): cholesterol transfer activity; phospholipid binding; phosphatidylcholine-sterol O-acyltransferase activator activity
Source: RefSeq, a predicted model, not a curated record
AGCAGUCAGUCCACACACCCCUGAUACUCAGAAAGAUGAACAUGCAUUUAAAAGUUGUAAUCUUUGCUGUGUCCUUCCUGACAACUUCAGGAUACCCACUACACAGUGACAGCAGAGAGCCAACGUGGUCUAAUGGAAAGACCAACCAAGCUCAUGAUAAGGCAGACCUCACAAAAGAUUUGCAAAAGGUUUACAAGAGCAGCAUAGACAGCAGUGCACUUUACAACCAAGAACAUGAUGACAACCCUGUGGCAGAGGAAAUGCAGCGCAAGCUCGCCAUGGAGUCGGAGCGCCUGCGCAUCCGUCUGCGUCAAGAGCUGGUGGAGCUGCGAGAGAGGCUGUCCCCAUCUUCGGCGCAUCUCAGUUCCCGCCUGGCCAGCAUGAGAGAACGCUUAACUCCCCUGACUCAGCAGCUCCAAGGCUCUCUUAGUAGCAACAGCCAAGAUCUGUGCAGCCAGCUGGGUCUCUAUCUACAGGCUUUAGAAACAGCUGAGGCUCAGGAGGAGGCCAGUCCGUCUCUGUAUCAGGAAGCCUUCGAGUUAAUCAGCCAAUCCCUGGAGCACAGCAGUUUUAAGUUUGCUAACACCAUCAGUGACUUUUAUACCAAAGCAAGUGGAGUGAUUGAACAUCUGAAACAGACUAGUGAUCGUGAAGAAGAGCCAAGCACAUCAAAUGUAUGGCUGGAAAUGAGCUCCAAGUUGGGACAGGAAGUGAGUUCACUUAAAGAGGAGGCACAGAACAGAGUGGAGGCCCUGAAAGUACAGCUUUCUGCAGUGCUACAAUCUGCACAACCUCAUACAGCAGAAGUGAGAGGUAGCAUAGAGCAGUUCUGCCAAAAUGCAUCCGUGGAGGUCCAAGUGCUUCAAGCUCGAAUGGAAAGGCUGUUCACAGGGCUGGAAAAGGAGCUUGGGGUCCCAAGAGCCUCUAGCGCGACUUCUUCUUCAUUUACACUCCAAAGUGGCUCUUUGCGGGAGGACUUCUCAGUUAAGCUCUCAGCUCUGAUUCAGGACAUUAUGCAGUCAAUGCAGUGACUACAGAAAUCUGUAUUCCUUUUCAUUUAUUUGUUUGUUUGUUGCCAUUGUAGCAGCUCAGUGAGUAUGUUGUAAAUAUGUCUGAAAGUGUGAAUUUGAUGCAUUUGUCUCAUUCUGUAUGUGACCCGGUGAGGAAUUGUCAAUAUGUAUAUAUAUGUAUAUAUAUGUAUAUAUAUAUCGCUGUCUUUUGAGAGUAAAGGUAUUCAUGACACUGUA